Scaptodrosophila lebanonensis is the source of this 5432-nucleotide messenger RNA. It is a transcript of the gene Sos, whose product is annotated as protein son of sevenless. Gene Ontology annotation, biological process: positive regulation of GTPase activity; Ras protein signal transduction. The transcript is spliced from 9 exons. Gene Ontology annotation, molecular function: protein heterodimerization activity; guanyl-nucleotide exchange factor activity. Bases 290 to 5125 code for a protein of 1611 amino acids. Lineage: Eukaryota; Metazoa; Arthropoda; Insecta; Diptera; Drosophilidae. The record is from RefSeq and is a predicted model, not a curated record. Gene Ontology annotation, cellular component: plasma membrane.
UUUUUAUAGAUAAAAAACGAAAAUAAUCAUUAAAGUGUUGUUUUUGUUAAUUUUAUUGGAAAAUCAUAGAACGUAGCGCGGCGCGUUAUGUUACGACGCGCAACGACAAUCGAAAAAAAACAUAAACUAAAGCGCUGAGAAAAUGUUGCCCCGACGACGUUGGUGUUGACUAAUAACAAGAGUGUGUGCGUGUGUGUGUUUGGUCAGUGUGAGUGCAAGGGGCACGGCGGCUCCUUUUGCAUCACUGCGGCAGUGACCACGAAGAUAGCGAGGGCGCUGCUGCGAAGAAAUGUUUUCCAGUAGCAGUGGCCAUGCAUCUUCAUACAGCGGGAUUGGCAGCAGCACGCAGGACGAUGGCUACGAUUUUACCAAAUGUGAGAAUGCGGCCCGUUGGCAUGGACUGUUCACCCCUGCGCUGAAAAAAGUGCUGGAGCAGGUGAAUCCGCGUGUCACGGCCACCGAAGAUGCACUGCUGUAUGUGGAGAAGUUAUGUCUGCGUCUUCUGGCGAAGCUGUGCGCCAAACCACUGCCUCACUCUGUACAGGAUGUGGAGGAAAAGGUGAAUAAAUCAUUUCCAACUCAAAUCGAUCAAUGGGCUCACACCCUGGGCAAGGAGGUCCCCAAUUCCAAGAAGCGCAAAUCUGUACUUCCCACGGAACGCGUGCACACGCUACUCCAAAAGGAUGUGCUGCAAUAUAAAAUCGAUAGUUCGGUAUCGGCAUUUCUGGUCGCUGUCCUGGAAUGCAUCUCGUCGGAUAUACUCAAAAUGGCCGGUGAUUAUGUGUGCAAAAUCCAGCAGUGUGAGAUAACAAAGGAGGACAUUGAGGUGGUCAUGAACGCCGAUAGGGUGUUCUUGGACAUGCUCAACCAGAGUGAUAUAAAGACAAAUGUAUUGCCCAGUCCACUGUCGUUGCCGGCGCAGCGCGCGAGUGCAACAUACGAGGAGACGGUGAAAGAGUUAAUACAUGAUGAAAAACAAUAUCAGAGAGAUCUGCACAUGAUUAUACGAGUAUUUCGAGAGGAGCUAGUAAAAAUUGUGCGUGAUCCCAAGGAGUUGGAGCCCAUAUUCUCCAAUAUAAUGGACAUUUAUGAGGUAACAGUGACGCUGCUGGGCUCUCUCGAAGAUGUUAUCGAGAUGUCACAAGAGCAGAGCGCACCCUGUGUGGGAAGUUGUUUUGAGGAGUUGGCCGAGGCCGAAGAGUUUGAUGUGUACAAAAAAUAUGCGCACGAUGUGACCUCUCAAGCAUCGCGUGAUGCUCUGAGCAAUCUGCUGGACAAACCUGAUGCUCUAUCGCUCAUGUCCGCUGGUCAUAACUUUCGUGAUGCUGUUAAGUAUUAUUUGCCCAAACUGCUGCUGGUGCCCAUUUGCCAUGCCUUUGUCUAUUUCGAUUAUAUUAAACACCUAAUGGAUCUCAGUUCUUCACAGGACGACAUUGAGAGCUUUGAACAGGUGCAGGGUCUGCUGCAUCCGUUGCAUUGCGAUCUUGAGAAGGUUAUAGCCAGUCUGUCAAACGAAAGAUUAGUGCCGGUAAGCGCACGGGUCCGUCGCCAAUUGGCCAUAGAGCGCACCCGGGAACUGCAAAUCAAAGUUGAGCAUUGGGAUGACAAGGAUGUGGGCCAGAAUUGCAAUGAAUUUAUACGUGAGGAUUCGCUGAGUAAGCUUGGCUCCGGCAAACGCAUUUGGAGCGAACGAAAGGUAUUUCUUUUUGAUGGUCUGAUGGUUCUGUGCAAGCCAAAUACGAAGAAACAAACGCCCUCAGCUGGCGCCACUGCCUACGACUAUCGACUGAAAGAGAAGUACUUUAUGCGUCGAGUAGAGAUCAACGAUCGAGUUGACACGGAUGAGCUGAAGAACUCGUUUGAGUUGGCCUCUCGCGUACAGCCUGCCAUUGUACUGACGGCGAAAAAUGCGCAGCACAAACACGACUGGAUGGCAGAUCUCAUUAUGGUGAACACGAAAUCGAUGCUGGAUCGCAUAUUGGAUAGCAUACUGCAGGACAUUGAGAAAAAACAUCCGUUGCGCAUGCCCAGCGCCGAUAUCUACAAGUUUGCCAUACCUGAUAGCAGCGCGAAUAUUGUGCUGGAGGAGCGCGAAAGUACUGGCGUGCCAAUGAUCAAGGGUGCCACGCUUUGCAAACUGAUUGAACGCCUAACCUAUCACAUCUAUGCUGAUCCAACGUUUGUGCGUACUUUUCUAACCACAUAUCGGUAUUUUUGUUCGCCGCAAAAACUGCUGCAGCUGCUAAUCGAACGUUUCGAUAUACCCGACCCCAGUCUGGUGUAUCAGGAUCAGCAUGGCACAACGUCUGCAGAUAAGGAUCAAGCAACAGCUGCCAGCUGCGAUAGUGAUAAGAUGCAUAAGAGCUCACAACGUGAGGAUUGGAAACGUUAUCGCAAAGAGUAUGUGCAGCCGGUGCAGUUUCGUGUCCUUAACGUUUUACGCCAUUGGGUCGACCAUCAUUUCUAUGACUUUGAGAAGGAUCCUACGCUUCUGGACAAUUUGUUACAUUUUCUGGAGAGUGUCAAUGGAAAGUCCAUGCGCAAAUGGGUGGAUUCUGUGCUGAAAAUUGUACAGCGCAAGAACGAACAGGAAAAAAGCAAUAAGAAAAUCGUUUACGCCUAUGGCCACGAUCCACCACCAAUUGAAUAUCACCUGCAUGUGCCUGAAGAUGAGAUAACGCUGCUAACGUUGCAUCCGUUGGAGUUAGCCCGUCAGCUGACGCUUCUCGAAUUCGAAAUGUACAAGAACGUCAAGCCCUCGGAACUUGUCGGGUCGCCCUGGACAAAGAAAGACAAGGAACAGAAAAGUCCCAAUUUGCUCAAGAUUAUGAAACAUACGACAAAUGUGACGCGCUGGAUUGAAAAAUCAAUCACCGAGUCCGAGAACUAUGAGGAACGAUUAGCCAUUAUGCAGCGUGCCAUUGAGGUUAUGAUGGUGAUGUUAGAACUAAACAAUUUCAAUGGUAUACUCUCGAUAGUGGCUGCCAUGGGUACUGCCUCAGUUUUCCGACUGCGCUGGACCUUUCAGGGUUUGCCCGAACGCCAUAAAAAAUUCCUAGACGAAUGCCGAGAGCUGAGCAAUGACCAUCUAAAGAAGUAUCAGGAACGUUUGCGCUCUAUAAAUCCGCCAUGUGUGCCAUUCUUUGGACGUUAUUUGACUAAUAUUUUGCAUUUGGAGGAGGGCAAUCCGGAUUUGUUGCCCAACACGGAGCUAAUUAACUUUUCCAAACGACGAAAAGUAGCGGAAAUCAUUGGCGAAAUACAACAGUAUCAGAAUCAGCCCUAUUGUUUAAAUGAGGUGCCAAGCAUUAGGCAUUUUUUGGAACAACUAGAUCCGUUUAAUGGACUGACCGACAAAGAAAUGUCGGACUAUCUCUACAAUGAAAGCAUGCGAAUUGAACCUCGAGGCUGUAAGACGGUGCCCAAAUUCCCCCGUAAAUGGCCCAACUUGCCGCUUAAGUCGCCAGGCAUAAAGCCGCGCCGACAGAACAAUAACAGCAAGGGAAACAACAACAUCAACAGCAACGUACAGCCGGCGCCAACGAACGUGGAACAAGCGACGGCCAGUGCGGGAGAGCAGAGUCCCGUACACAAUCCGCAUGCCUAUUCGGUGUUUGCGCCCGUCAUCAUACCCGAGCGUAAUGGAAGCACAUGGGGCGGCACGCCAGUUCACAAAGCAGAUGCAUACUCAGCAUCGGCGACGGCGUCAGCAACCGCAGCAGCUGUUAAUAAUGGCGAGGUAGCCGCUGUGCCGCAUUUGCCGAAGAAACCAGGCGCACAUGUCUGGACAACAAGCGGCACAUCGGAUGUGUUCAGUCCCCAGCUUCCGGAGUCGAUGCGUAGCAGCAAUGUGCUAGAAGAGCGUAUGCAGAGCACCAAUCCGUUCAACACCGGCAUUCCUGAAUUGGAUCCUUUGCCACCAUCACCAUUGCCCAAACUGAUGGUCAGUCCACGUCAUGAGGCGAAUGCGGCUACGUCAUCGACAACGUCGUCUUCUAAUGCUGGCAAUCGUUCACCAUUCCAUUCCAAUCGUGCGUCCAAUGCAUCUGUUCAGUACAGCCCCACGUAUAGCAUUGCAAGCACAGUAACGCUUCAGGGCAACACGAUGGGCGUUGGUAUCGGCAUGGGCGAUCUAAGCCCACAGCUGGGCGGCUUCUACUACAAUAGCGGACAGCCGCCUGUUCCUAUAUCGCCGCAUGUGAAUGUUCCGACAGUCGCGUCUUUGGAAUACCGCGCUGUACCGCCACCGUUGCCCCCGCGACGCAAGGAGCGCACUGAAAGCUGUGUGGACAUGGCGCAAAAGCAACAAGCGCCUGAUGCGCCAAUUUUACCUCCGCGUGACGGUGAAUUGAGUCCACCGCCCAUACCGCCUCGACUCAAUCAUUCCAUUGGCGGCACCUACAACCGUCACAGUCAGGCGAAAGAGUUUGUGGGCAAGAGCAGUUUGUUGCUACCAAAUACAAGCAGUAUUAUGAUUCGCCGCAAUUCGGCCAUUGAGAAGCGAGCUGCGGUGGUCGCACAGCAGCAGCAACAACAACAACAACAGCAUUUGCUACAACAACAAAUGCAGCACACAACAGAUUUAAUGCAAGUGGCAACAACAGCCACAACACUCGUCACUGUCUCUCAAAGCACACAAAUUGAUGAGCAGCCUCCACAAUCAAUUUCACCCGCGCUCAGCUCCUCAACCACAACAUCACCCAUGACACCCAUGACGCCCAUGUCCCCGCCCAUUCCGACGACAGUCGAGCAUCAGCAUCAGACGCGACUAAAGCCACAACAGCAGCAGCAUUCGCAGCACUCCCAGCACCAUCAACAACAUUCACACCAGCAGCAACAGCAACAACAACAGCAGCAGCAACAGCAACAACAACAUUUACAACAGACGCAGCACCAUCACCAUCAUCAUCAUGCUCAUCAGCAUCAACACCAGCAGCAGCAACAUCAUCAUCAUCAUGCACAUCAUGCCACACAUACACGCUCGUCCCCCCAGGAAUUCUUUCCGAUUGCCACGAGCCACGAAGGUACACCCAAACUUCCACCAAAACCUAGUCUAAGCGCAAACUUCUAUAACAAUCCAGAUAAAGGUACGAUGUUUCUUUACCCAAGUACAAACCAAGAAUAAUAUUUAUUGCCUGGCGAUGUGAUAGGACAAACAAGUAGAUGAAAAACUUAGAUGAAAAAACAAAAAAAAAAACCGAGCAGCAAGUGCAGAAAUAUUAUGUAUUCUAGUAGAGCCGAAGAUGAUAUGACAUGUUUAAUCAGAUAAUUUUUAUUAUUCAACUCAUUAAAACAAAAAAAGAAAUGAAGCAACAAGAAAACAAAUGCAAAAUACAAGAGGAAAUUAUGUUAUUGUAUAAUUAUUAUAUAUAUAUAUAAAAAAAACAAAACAACAAAUUGUAAAUAUUGAAAACAUUGUAUUGAUCGUAGAG